This is a messenger RNA of Rattus norvegicus (Norway rat), 2325 nucleotides long. NCBI's taxonomy places the organism in Eukaryota, Metazoa, Chordata, Mammalia, Rodentia, Muridae. The record is from RefSeq and is a predicted model, not a curated record.
ACAAGUACGUCUGCAAGGCUGUGGUGCAAGGCCAUUUUUGCUGGCUACAAUCGAGGCCUCCGGAACCAAAGAGAGCACACGGCUCUUCUUAAAAUUGAAGGUGUUUAUGCCCGAGAUGAAACUGAGUUCUACUUAGGCAACAGGUGUGCUUAUGUGUACAAAGCAAAAAACAAUACAGUGACUCCUGGAGGCGAACCAAACAAAACCAGAGUGAUCUGGGCAAAAGUAACUCGGGUCCAUGGAAACAGUGGCAUGGUUCAUGCCAAAUUCCGAAGCAACCUUCCUGCAAAGGCCAUUGGACACAGAAUCCGUGUGAUGCUGUACCCAUCCUGGAUUUAAACUAAUGGAGAGUAAAUAAAUAAAAGUAAAAAAAAAAAAACGGUUCUUGCCAAUCAAGCCUAACAACCUAUGUUCAAUCCCUAGAACCCAUAUAAAGGCAGAUGGAAGGAGAACAAACUCCAUAAAGCUGUCCUCUGACUUCCACCAUGUGCCAUGGGAUAUACAGACCCACACACAUUAAUAAUUUUUAAUUAAAUGGAGAAUGGAAGACACUUUACAUCAAUUUCUGUUCAUUCUUCAUGUGCAACACAAACACACAAUACGGAAGACUGACAUAUAAAAUAUGUAAUGUGAAUCAUAAUCAAUGUGAAUUUCCUAAAUCAAGUGGCUUUCUAUUUAUGGUUAGUUCAAUAUUCCAUUACAGUAUAUCUUUCAAGGAAAGGGAACAUGGACGCAGCCUGAGUUGAAAUUUGACUGCAAUAUUGACAGUGUGGACCCCCUUGGCGACCACUGCUGCUUGACAAAGUUCCAGCAUAUCAGGACUGCCGACCACAGUUCUGUAGCAUCCUUUUACCUCAUCUUUGAUUUUGUUAUGGGAGUUCCUUAUGCUUUUUCCUUUGGGAAAUGCUAUAUGAGCUUUGUAUACACAGUAAUCUCUCUAAAUAAGAUAAUCCUUUGGAGGAAAGCCUGUACCACAGAGAAUUAACAGCAUGAUUAACCCUGCCUACUCCCACACAAGAACCCCCAUUGUGCCCUCAGCACCAAGAGUAGAGGUGUUAAAGAUUUAUUAACUGAAAGAUGGUUCCAGGAACUCCUAGGCACUUACACCUACUCCCAAGGAUGAAAGCACACAAUUGACAGAAACAAUGGGAACCCAGAGUCUGAGGCCUUGGCAGUUGAGGGCAAGAGUUCAGUUUCUGAGUAUAGGAUAGUGUCCGCAACUGAUUCCCCGGGUGUGUGACUUACAGAGCAGCAGCCACUGAGGAGGAUGGUAGGCUAAUGAAAGAAGAGUAAGAUACAGGACCUUUCCUUUGGUGAGAGAACGAGGAGAGCAGGCCCAUACUGUAAGAGGAAGGCACACAGGAACCCAAGUAGGAAACAGCUCAAUGCUUAUUGUGCAAACACUGCCUCUUGAGGAAUGAAAAUUGCUCAUAAGGGUGUGUUUCUCAGGACUCAAUGUCUGGAACCUCCUGACCACAAAGGCAGACAGCCUGCAGGAGGGGAUGUAAAGGGUUCUGAAGCUAAGAGAACAACAGGGACUUAGAAUCUUGCUGAACUUAACAAUCUGUGAGAUCAUUUUUUCAACAUUACCUGUGAUUAAGCUACUAUGCAAAUACAGAAUAUAAAAGGUGUAAAGCCUUCAAUAAACCAGCGGUCUUGGCCAAUUUGACUUGUCUUUAGACCGUGUCAGUCUCCUUCCCUGCUGACUCUACACCUCUUUGAGACCUGAACCCUGCUGGAGCCAGACUCUGGCACAUUUACUUUAUGAUCAACUAUCUCAGCUUGUUCACUUGGGAAAAUAAUCUGGGCUGGAAAGAUGGCUCAGCAGGUGACAGUGCACCUGCCUUUUUUUUUUUAAAGAUUUAUUUAUUUAACGUAUAUGCACUGUCACUAUCUUCAGACACACCAGAAGAGGGCAUCAGAUCUCAUUACAGAUGGCUAUGAGCCACCAUGUGGUUGCUGGGAAUUGAACUCAGGACCUCUGGAAGAGCAGUCAGUGCUCUUAACCGCUGAGCCAUCUCUCCAGCCCCCAGUGCACCUGCUCUUACAGAGUGCCAGGUUUGUUUCCCAGCACUCCAAUGAAUACCACACUCUCACACACACACACACACACACAGACACACAGACACACACACAGACACAUUCACACACACAGACACACACACACAGACACACACAUAGACACAUGCACAGACACACACACGCACAGACACACACAGACACACACACAGACACAGACACACACACUCACACACAUAGACACACAGACACACACACACUCACACAGACACACACACACUCACACACACAGACACACACACACAC